Molecule: messenger RNA, 1284 nt
Organism: Salvia miltiorrhiza (redroot sage)
Lineage: Eukaryota; Viridiplantae; Streptophyta; Magnoliopsida; Lamiales; Lamiaceae
Product: G-type lectin S-receptor-like serine/threonine-protein kinase SD1-1
Exons: 8
Coding region: 1-1284 (427 amino acids)
Biological process (GO): protein phosphorylation
Molecular function (GO): ATP binding; protein kinase activity
Source: RefSeq, a predicted model, not a curated record
AUGUGUGGCGCAUACGACAGUUGCAACGUCGCGGACUCUCCACCCUGUGGAUGUCUCGACAGGUUUGUGCAUAAGGAUCUGGAGAGCUGGAGGCAGAUGGAUUGGUCCGGAUGGGCUGGAAAAAGCCCCGAUUCCACCUAUAAGAAGAAGAGGAGCCAAACCCUUUCCGAAUCAUCGCUCCUCAUCCUCAUCCACGGCUCCACGCCAUGUAUUACUCUGCAUCCAGCAAAGCCAAUGCUUUACUUACCAUUUUAUGUCUUUUCUGGUUCGCCCCAACAUUCCCCACUUGUCCGACUGUUGCUGAGCAGUUUUUGGAUAUCAAACGGACCUUCCCAGAAGGUUUGGCAAGGGCUUUUUCAAACUAAUCCGAAGGGUUCUUUGCUUGCAACUGCCGAGGUGAUGUGUUCUUCAAGGAGGAUGAGCUUGGCUGAGUGCGAAGCAGUGUGCACGGCGAACUGUUCUUGUGCGGCGUAUGCACGGCUGGAUGUGAGCAAAGAGAGGAGUGGGUGCCUCUUCUAUUAUGGGGACUUACUUGAGAUCAGAGUUGUACCUAUGAGUGGACAACAUCUUUACAUCAAAAUGUCUUCCACUGAAUCAGGAUCUAAAGGGAAGAAACGAGUAAUACUCAUACCCAGUUUUGCAUCAGUGGCAAGGAUCUCUUUAUUCCUCAUCAUCAUCUUAUUUUGCACUAAGAGGAUGAAGAACCGAAAUAAGAGAAAAGAAGGGCCGGUUGCAAGAGAAGCAAAGUUGUCGUUCUUCAAUUUAUCUACAAUUUUGAAAGCCACCAAUCACUUUUCUAUGGCUAACAAGCUUGGUGAGAGAGGAUUUGGACCAGUUAAUUACAGGGGCAUGCUGGAAGAUGAACAUGAAAUUGCUGUGAAAUGCUUGGCCAAAAACUCCUCACAAGGAGUUGAUCAAUUGAUAUUGAUUGCCAAACUUCAGCAUAGGAAUUUGGUAAGGCUUCUAGGAGGCUGUAUUGAAAGAGGGGAGAACAUGUUGAUCUAUGAAUACAUGCCUAACAGUAGCCUCGACUCCAUUAUAUUUCAUGAAACAAAAAGCAGGCUACUCGAUUGGGGAAAACGCUACAAUAUUAUCAAUGGAAUUGCUAAGGGGCUUUUAUAUCUUCAUCAAGAUUCGAGGUUGAGAAUCAUCCAUCAAGACCUCAAAGCCAGCAACAUACUGCUAGAUGCUGACAUGAACCCAAAGAUAUCCGACUUUGGCCUACCUAGGAGUUUUGGAGGAAACGAAACAGAAGCUCAAACUCGCAGAGUUGUUGGAACAUAG